UUUAUCUCAGACUAAAGCCUCCACAGUCCAAGGAUGUUGAUUCUUCUGGCUUUCAUCAUUGUGUUCCACAUAACCUCAGCAGCGCUGCUGUUCAUCGCAACUAUUGACAAUGCCUGGUGGGUGGGAGAUAAUUUUUCUACAGAUGUCUGGAGCAUGUGUUUCACAAAUACCAGCACCUGUACGGCUAUUACGGAUCAAUUCAGAGAGUAUCAAUCAAUUCAGGCUGUUCAGGCUGCCAUGAUCCUAUCUACUAUUUUCUGUUGUGUGGGAUUUCUGGUUUUCAUUCUUCAACUCUUCCGUCUGAAGCAAGGAGAAAGAUUUGUGUUAACCUCUGUUAUCCAGCUCCUGUCAUGUCUGUGUGUUAUGAUUGCAGCUUCCAUUUAUACAGAUAGGCACGAAGAACUGCACAAGAGCAGUGAAUACAGCCCUGCAGUUUCUAGAGGCCAGUAUGGCUAUUCCUUCAUCCUAGCCUGGAUUGCAUUUGCCUUUACUCUGAUCAGCGGUGUUAUGUACCUAGUAUUAAGGAAGCGUAAAUAAAUGUGAGCAGCUAGUCCCUUCUGUCACUGCAGCGCAAAACCAAGUUCCAGUAACCAUUUUGUAUAUAAUCAUUUACAUGGUUUUGUAGUAAAGGUAUUGUUUCUCUAAAAA
Apaloderma vittatum (bar-tailed trogon) is the source of this 648-nucleotide messenger RNA. It is a transcript of the gene EMP2, whose product is annotated as epithelial membrane protein 2. Gene Ontology annotation, cellular component: plasma membrane. The record is from RefSeq and is a predicted model, not a curated record. Lineage: Eukaryota; Metazoa; Chordata; Aves; Trogoniformes; Trogonidae. The transcript is spliced from 4 exons. Bases 34 to 537 code for a protein of 167 amino acids.